AUGAAACUUUCAAUGCUUAUAAGUCAACUGACAGCCUUUGCUGCAGCUGCCUCCGCAACAUACAGUCCACAUCCUUACGAUGCCGUCUUUCGGAAAAGACAAGCGGAAUCAACAAACGCAACUGCAGAAGUAGAUCUCGGCUAUGGCAUCUAUAGAGGUACUUUCAAUUCGACAUCUGGUCUAAACAUCUUUCGCGGCAUUCGCUAUGCUGCCGCGCCUAUUGGUGAACUGCGAUGGCAAUUGCCGCAGCCUCCCUCGGUCAAUCGUAGCAUAGUCAUCGAUGCGAGUGAUAAUGCGGACAUCUGCCCUCAAUCAGAACGCUCCGGAGAUAUACCAACUCCGGCAACGCAGACUGAGUCUGAAGAUUGCCUCUUUCUCAAUGUCUUUGCUGCCAAGAAUGCCACCGACCUGCCAGUCAUGGUAUGGAUUCAUGGAGGCGGGUAUGGUCUGGGGUCGGCCUCUCAGGAGAUGAGUGAAAUCAUCACUACGAAUCACAAAGGUUUCGUAGGAGUUGCAAUCCAAUACCGACUCGGUGCGUUUGGAUUCUUGAGCUCCGACGAAGUUCACAGAUUUGGUACUACAAACGCAGGGCUACGAGACCAACAUUUGGCUUUGMAAUGGGUACAGAAGUACAUUCAUCUGUUUGGCGGCGAUCCUACAAGAGUAACGAUUGCUGGGAUCUCGGCUGGCGCCGCUUCUGUCAUGCUGCAGACCAUGUCCUUUGGCGGCACCAUCGGAGACUCCCUGAUGAGUGGCUCUAUAGCUGCAAGCCCAUACUUGCCCACGCAAUACAGCUAUGCGGACUGGCAGCCUUCGCAGUUCUACUAUGCCUUCGCUACCGCAGCUGGAUGUUUUAAUGGAUUGGCAGCCAAGAAUCUCCACCAAUCGUCCAUUUUCCGAUGUCUCCAGAAACAGGAUUCAAAGGUCUUGAUGGAUGCGAGCUACAAAAUCUCCACUAGCGGUAUAUAUGGCAGCUAUGUGUUUUCCCCCGUCACGGAUGGUGAGUUCGUGACGGACACGCCAAGCCGGCAGCUCCUACGGAAGGAGGUGAAUGGCCAUCGAAUGCUGAGCGGCAACAACGCAAACGAAGGACCGCUCUUCGUUCCUCAGAACAUCACCAGCGAUGAAGACCUAACGAACUGGGUCGAGACUACCUUUCCGCUCCUCACAUCCGACGACAUCGCCAAGCUAUUAGCGUACUACCCUUCGGAUUCCAGUCCCGACGCUAUCAAAUUUGCAACAACUGGUAUCAACAGCCCGACCGCAGUCAAUCAGUCAAGUUUAGCGGUUGGCAACCAACAGCGAGCGAACAACAUCUACGCUGAAUCCGUCUUUGUAUGUCCUUCGUAUUGGGUCACAGAAGCCUUCACAGGGAAUGGUCGUCAAGCAUACAAGUACCAAGUCUCGGCCCUUCCAGCACUCCAUGGCUUGGAUCAGUACGCCUAUUUCAACGAACCUAGAGAUGCGAGCCAAGGCGAGGCUUUUAGCGAGGAGCUCUCAAAGAUAUGGGGAAGCUUCGUUAUGAAUGACAAACCCAGUGCUGCCGGGCUUGAAAAUUGGCCAUUGUGGGAUUCACGCAACACUUUGAUGGCAAAUUUGAAUCAAACUGGUGGCGUUCUGGUCAACAGCUCUGUGCAAGAUGGCAUUGAAUUGCAGUCUUACAAUGAGAUUCUCAAUACUACUUUCUAUGUUGGAAAUGAUAGAGAACCGUCGUUCAGCAUUGUCGAUGCUCGUACUUGGGAAGGCGGUCGUGGCGUACGAUGUGAUUUCUGGAGAUCCAUUGGAGGUGUGGUACCAGAGUAG
Molecule: messenger RNA, 1803 nt
Organism: Ramularia collo-cygni
Lineage: Eukaryota; Fungi; Ascomycota; Dothideomycetes; Mycosphaerellales; Mycosphaerellaceae
Product: related to esterase
Exons: 4
Coding region: 1-1803 (600 amino acids)
Source: RefSeq, a predicted model, not a curated record